CCGGACAACGCCGCCUUGUCCACAUUUCAGUUGCCGCGCCGCCAUGCAAGCUCCAACUUGAUCUCGAACCUGCAGCAAAGCAGGCAUGCGUUCCGCAAGUAUAUCUAUCGCAGGGGCUUCCCACACCAAUUUGGCACAGAAUCCUUUAUAUAUCAAUGUCUUCUCGGAUGCAAAGCACGUCUACACUGCUGGAGACAUCGUACAUGGCGUGGUACGCGUCGAUCCUACGGCAAGACCUCAGAAUGUGAGCAUUAUAUUCAAGGGGAUCUCGAUUCUUUACGACAAAGACCUCGAAGGGUGCAAGACUGAGUUCUUUCGUCUUGAGCAAGAGCUAUUCACCUCCUCCGGUACCGGCGAGAACUACGAUAUCCUACGCCAAGGUACGGCUGAUGAUGGCAAAGUCGAGCUCCCCUUUCAGUUCACAUUCCCGCAUGUGGCAGUCCAGACACCACCCGCGUCGCGGCGAUGGCAUUACUCGAAAGACUCUUUUGGCCAUCCUCGGUUCCAGCACUCCCCAGGUUUCCCUCUGCCUCCGAGUUGCACCACGUUGAUGAAUGCCGAGAUCGCAGUCGCGCCGGGCAUCUCGUAUUAUCUGGAGGCAAGGGCAGACUCAUCCUUAAGAAUUCGACAAGAAGUAAAGUUCAUGCCACCAGCGCCAGAGUACGACUUGUCCCUAUUGCAACCAAACUUGGAUUUUGGCACCAGUCUCCCGAAACAACAAUGCCGUUAUAAGUUCAUCCGAACGCGAAAACUAUUACCAACCAAUAAGGAGAAAGGCAACAAACUCAGCAAAGUGAAAGACUUCCUAGUAGAGAAGGAGCUCUUCUUUGGCAUCGAGACUUUCAGCGAGAUCCCCUUCUACCGAUUCAACGUCCUCGCUACACCUCCACGAGUGAUAGUCAUUGGUUCAAACUUCCCGAUACAUGUUAUAUUGCAACACCUAGAUCGGUCAGCAUCCAUCCCCGAACCUCCGCCACUAUUCCUGCGCCGCGUACGCGUACAAGUGAUCUCCACUUACGAGACGUUUGUUCCGCAGCCAAAGAAUUCAGUCAACCGUGCAGUCGAGCACAUCGACCGCGCUCAACGCACGACCACUUUAUUUGACAAGAAGUUCAGUUCUGGAGAGGGCGAGCCACUACAAGAUGGCAUCAAUCUGGCCAAUUUUGGAGAAUUGCGGAUAUCGAAGGCUGACGAGGCGAUCAUACCGAGUUUCUCUAGCUACGGCAUGACUUUGGAACACGAAUUGCAGGUUGAGAUAUGGGGCGAGUGCGUCAAAAAUGAAUGGUCCGGAAUAGUCUGCAAGGACAAAGUUCAAUUUGUCUCAGGCUGGACUUUUAGUCACGUGCCAGAGGAGGAUGGCGUGGCUGGAGCCGGACGGUCGCUUGCAAGGCCACCUCCCCAGGCAUUUCCACCGCCAGAGUACGACACAGUGUGAGGCAAGCGGGGUUGCCUUGAGCUCCGCUUCAGUCAGACUUCGAUGUCUUCUUUUCCAAUUGAC
This is a messenger RNA of Macroventuria anomochaeta, 1498 nucleotides long. RefSeq lists its product as uncharacterized. The record is from RefSeq and is a predicted model, not a curated record. The transcript has a single exon. Lineage: Eukaryota; Fungi; Ascomycota; Dothideomycetes; Pleosporales; Didymellaceae. Bases 86 to 1435 code for a protein of 449 amino acids.